AUGCCCGCACAGCCGAAGAAAAGAAAGAGACUACCUUUGAGCUGCGAUAAUUGUCGAAAGAAGAAAGCGAAAUGUGAUAGGAAUUUUCCUUGUUCAAACUGUAUCAAGUUAAGCAUAUCUCAUACUUGCAUUUACAGCUCUCCAGAUCACAUCAAUCAUACAAAAUCUGUCACUUCGGUGUUUAAUAACGAGAGCUUACCUGUUCACAAAACUAGCUCUUCCGUUCACAGUGAAUUGUAUUUAUUGAAAUCAAGACUAAAUGAUCUUGAGACUUCAAUUACAAAUACACCUGUGCAGCCAAGAUUGUUAUACUCUUCUGAUGGACUUAGUCAAGCCGACAUAUUUAUUGAAUCAGAUAAUGGCCUUGCUAAGUCCAAUAAGGACUUGCUCGUAAAUAUCUUACCUUAUGAUUCAGAAGAUGAGACAAUUAACUUUUACUUCAGCGAGGAAGAUGGCUCGCGAGUUUCAAGACAACCCUUGCCCUUCAUUUUCUUACUGAAGAGAGAUCCCGGAGCUAAGUUCUUUUGGCUCAUUAAGAAAGAAAGGAAAACCAAGACAAACAUAAAGGAGAUUUACCAGUUUAUGAAUAGGACUGGGGAGCUUGAAGAAAUGAAACAAAUGGCUAAAGUGAAAUUUGGAGGUCGAUACAUCAAAGCGCUAGAAGACGGUUACUCAAUUCAAGACGUAAAAGAAUCAUUGUCAAUUUAUGGAAAAGAACUAGGAUUAAGCUUUCAUACUGCUGACAUCAGUGAAUUGAGUUUGGAACAAAAGAUAGCCGCCAUCAUUCCCGACCUGGUGGCUUCAUGCAAAUACCUCACUUCAUUUUUUGAAUAUUUGUAUCCGUUCUUUCCCAUUGUUGAUGAAAUGAGUUUCCGCUCGGAUUUGACUCGAAUACUUGGUGAUCUGGCUGAUGGCUCAGUGAACAAAACAUUGAUACAUAUAGAGAAAAGAACUGAUCAUGCAGUUCUCUCAUCAUAUUUGUAUAUCAUCCGUUUGACUUAUUUGUUAUGGUUUACAAACGACAAAAAAUACAAAUAUGGCCUACCGGGUGAUGUUUCUCUGUCCUAUUCAAGAGAAAGACAAGUUGCAAUGGAUAAUCCGGUUCCGUUGGAAGCAGCAACACUAGCUCAAGAGUGUAUUGACCAAUGCAAUUUAACAAGAAAACCUCAACUUGCCGUGUUACAAGCAUUAAUUUUUUCUAGGGUAUAUGAUAAAUUCGCUCCUGAAAUAGGAGAAAAAUUCAAAGGACAAGAGACGCAACUAUUGGAUGGGAUAAUAAUGAAUUUGGCUAUUGCACUAAACCUUAAUAGAGAUCCAGACUAUGCUCUAGAAAAACAGGAAGACAAUAUGAAAAAUUUGAAAAGGAAAAUAUGGCACACCAUUCUUUUUAUUGAUCUCAUUGACACGAUGAUAUAUGGGACAACUUUAUCUGCUGACCGAGAUCACAAUUACGAUAUGAAGAUUCCAUACUACAAAGAAGGGAAUGAAAAUAUUGUUGACGUUCAACUUGAAAAGGAUGUGAUUAAAUCGAUUGCAUGCUUUAGACCUUUAAUACUCAGUAUGGACAGAAUCGCUAAAAGAUUAUUCGAUGUUAAACAGAGAGUGAAAAUUUCAAUAAUUUUGGAUGAAAUAAGAGAUUUGGAAAUGCUUACAGUGAGAAUAUUCGGAAGAUUCAAAUGUUUCUUGAAACCGGACUUUUCCAAUUCUGAUUCAUUUGUGAUACAAGAAAUGUAUUACUAUUUGAACAUAAAGGCAUUUCUAGUAACCAUUUAUUUCUAUUUUCAUAUUCAUUUUCACGAGAAGGGUAAUCCUGACCUCGAAUUCUUCUACCAUAAGAAGGUAUUUACUACACUAUUCUAUGAAUUAGCAGAAUUAUCCAAUUUGCAAACAUCUGUUAAUAAUAGGACUUUUGGAAGGGCUGUGACGCUAAUCUUAUCACCUGUCAUUAGUAGGAUAGAUCACAUAUCUUGCAUGGUUGCAUCUUCAUUCUGCGUUCGCUUAACAGCCACUCUAAGGCAAAGAAUGGAAACAAUAGACUCACAGAAUGCUCAGUUUACCUCAAAAGAAUUGGCACAAGAUUUGCUUCAGAUGUCAUUAAUUAGCGCAAGAAAUUCGCUUGCAAGGCUCUCGACCACUAGUAUUCGGUACUUCCAUUCUUGGAAAAUCAACAAAGUACAUCUUUUUGGAAUUAAUCUAGUAAGGGAAACACUGAUGUAUGAGUGUAGCAAUAGUUCCGUUACAAAAUGUGCCAAGUUCAAUUACACUAAUCAGCAA
Scheffersomyces stipitis CBS 6054 is the source of this 2274-nucleotide messenger RNA. RefSeq names its product CYP1/HAP1-like protein (gene HAP1.3). The annotation marks the transcript as partial. Gene Ontology annotation, molecular function: DNA-binding transcription activator activity, RNA polymerase II-specific; zinc ion binding; RNA polymerase II cis-regulatory region sequence-specific DNA binding. Lineage: Eukaryota; Fungi; Ascomycota; Pichiomycetes; Serinales; Debaryomycetaceae. Gene Ontology annotation, biological process: regulation of transcription by RNA polymerase II; DNA-templated transcription. The transcript has a single exon. The record is from RefSeq and is a predicted model, not a curated record. Gene Ontology annotation, cellular component: nucleus.